This is a messenger RNA of Aricia agestis (brown argus), 2891 nucleotides long. It is a transcript of the gene Pxt, whose product is annotated as chorion peroxidase. Gene Ontology annotation, molecular function: heme binding; peroxidase activity. Gene Ontology annotation, biological process: response to oxidative stress. The coding region runs from base 84 to 2447 and encodes 787 amino acids. The record is from RefSeq and is a predicted model, not a curated record. Lineage: Eukaryota; Metazoa; Arthropoda; Insecta; Lepidoptera; Lycaenidae. The transcript is spliced from 15 exons.
GGGAAGGAUAAGUUUGUAAAUUAUUAUUUUUAGUUUCUUCCAUGUUGUUUUUAGUUGAUAAGUGUAAUUAUUAAAGGUUUCAAAUGCAUAAUCAAGGAAUAUUAUGUUUUAUAAUUUUUUAUGUAAUUUUACUUCAUCAUGUUAAGAAUGUUUUACCAGAAGAAUAUGGAGACACUAUAACUAAACAUUUUAAGAAUAGUAAUCAACAGAGCCAAAGCCCGUUCGUGGUGUGCCCGCGGAAUGGCGCCUGUGUACCGAAGGUGCAGUGUCCAGCGCACGUCAGGCCGGGCUCCUAUAACCCCGACUGCUACCUGCCCAAACAAAUUGUCGGGGUCUGCUGCUACACGGGGAGUAGACAUGCAGGUGAAAUGGACUUAAUAAUGCAUAUGAGAGAAGGAAAUUUAAAUGUAGAAGAUCUAAAAGCUGCUAACAAAACAUCUAAACGUAAACUAUCCAAGUGGCUAGAAAAGGCAGACAUUCUUGCGUCGUUAACAGAAACUACAGUUGAUGAGAAUUCGCCAAGUUUUGGACAUCAUUUGUCCCUCGUUAACUAUGACGCUAAAAUACCAGUUCUUGGAAACGGCGCGUUGCAGAAUCUGUAUGCCACAAAGGAAUUAAAAUCUCGUGAAGCUAUUUUAACUGAAGAACUAAACUUGGGUUUGACUCAACACACGAAUAGUCCAUUUUGUCCUGAAGAGCCAGUGUGUUUCGAAGAAAUUAAUAGGUAUAGAACGGUUGAUGGAGUGUGUAACAAUCCAAAAUAUCCAAAAUGGGGAGCAGCCAAUAGUGCGUAUCAGAGGUUGCUGCCACCUGCUUUUCAUGAUGGAACAUGGUCGAUGCGAAGGUCUGUGAAGAACAAACCACUGGCCAGCCCGAGAGUCAUCAGUAGGUUGGUGUUCGACGACAAGUCUCGACACAGCUCCGCUCUCAACCUCAUGUUCAUGCAGUUCGGCCAGUUUAUAGCUCAUGACGUUAGCGCUACGGUCAUGUUUACUAUCGGCAAUGGCAGUUCAAUAUCCUGUUGCACUAAGAACGGCGAAGAGAUGCUCCCAGUGGAAAAGCGGCAUUAUGCCUGUGCGCCUAUAUACGUGGAUCACGCUGAUGACUUCUAUGGGCAGUUUAACCAGCGCUGCCUGAACUUCGUGCGGGCACAGCUCGCCCCUAGCAGUGAUUGUAAAAUCGGUUAUGGAAAUCCGAUGAAUGGCGCAACACAUUUCUUAGAUUUAUCUCAUCUAUACGGUACUACAAUGAAGAAGGUAAUGGAAUUGAGGGGACCGAAAGGAGAGCUUAAAGUAUUCAACGAUUACGGAAGACACAUGCCACCACUCACUCACAGGAAAGAAUGCGUAAAUAUGCAAGAAGAUUCAGUAUGUUUUAAUUCAGGAGAUCACCACGGAAACCAAGUAAUAUCUCUAACAAUAUUACACACGAUAUGGACCAGGGAACACAACAGGAUCGCUCGGGAGCUUCUACGCAUGAAUCCAAAUAUGGAUGAAGACGUGGUGUUCAUGGAAGCCCGAAGAAUAGUACAGGCGGAGUACCAGCACAUCGUUUAUAAUGAGUGGUCACCGCUGUUGUUAGGUCCUUCUAACAUGGAGUUGUUUGAUCUGGAACCAACGCAAAAAGGUUAUGCUAAAGGCUACGACCCUGAGGUAGAUCCAUCCAUCACCACAGAGUUCGGGUCAGCAGCUAUGCGCUUCGGACAUUCGACUGUUGAUGGAAAAAUCAUGGCACUAAGUUACCACAAACGCCAAAUGAUCGAAGCGGUUCGUCUGCCAGAGGUCAUGUUCCAACCAAACAGACUGCGGAUCAAGAACUAUUUAGACAGCAUGUUGGUUGGGCUGACCUGGCAACCGAUGCAGGAGGCUGACGUGUUUAUUGAUGACGCUCUAACAAAAUACCUAUUCCAUGGCGUCAAGCCAUUUGGACUGGACCUAGCUGCGAUCAACAUACAGCGCAGUCGAGACUUCGGCAUCCGUCCGUAUAAUGAUUACCGACGCCUCGUUGGUCUUCAGCCGAUAUUGGACUUCGGUGAUCAUCAUGAAGAGGAUUCCUACAUGGGGUACGAUGAUCCCGACGACGUGGACCUAUUUGUGGGUGGUCUCUCGGAACCCCGAAUAAGUGGUGGGGUGGUGGGUCCGACCUUCGCCGCCAUCAUCGCUGACCAGUUCUCCAGGCUGAAGAAGGGUGACAGAUACUACUACGAGUACGGUCCCUCUGUUAAUCCAGGAGCUUUUACCCUUAGCCAGCUGCACGAGAUCCGGAAGGUGACCCUCGCGCGUGUGCUGUGCGACAACAGCGACGGCCUGGAGUUCGUGCACCAGGCGCUCUACAGCUUCCUCAGAACUGAUCACUCAGGAAAUCCCUCGAUUCACUGCAGAGGCGACAGAAAUUUACCUGAAAUGGACUUGUCUAAGUUCAUCACACAACCCAGAGAUACUGUAUAGACUUAUAGCUUAAAUACAACCAAACGGAAAAUUGUCUACAAAAUAUUAUUUUGAUUUUUCUACUAUGGGGUGAGGGAGUUAAUAUAUUUUGUUUUUUAAAGGUAAUUUUAUGAUAGAAUUCAUUAGCAAAUUUUCUUUCACCCUUCCUUGUCUGAAUAAGUGACACCAAUUUUCAGCGUGUAACACUUUUUAAUUUUAUUGUAAGAGUGAGUCAUUUUUAAGUCAUUCCACCUGUUACAAUAAAAUUAUUUAGUGUUAUUUAUUAUGUUACAAAAAUUUAUAUACGUAAUACGAUUUUCUUUGCUUUUAGUCUUAUCUUUUUUUUCUUUUCUUCAUUUGCAAAUGAAUUUUAUUAUAUUCUAGUGCGUUUUGGACUCGGUUCAAUGAUUUUUUCGUUAAUAAAAAAUCCAGGAGUCGAGAGUGUACUGUUUGAACGUCAAAGUA